Messenger RNA from Temnothorax curvispinosus, 3756 nucleotides. RefSeq lists its product as uncharacterized. Gene Ontology annotation, molecular function: zinc ion binding; nucleic acid binding. Lineage: Eukaryota; Metazoa; Arthropoda; Insecta; Hymenoptera; Formicidae. The record is from RefSeq and is a predicted model, not a curated record. Gene Ontology annotation, biological process: DNA integration. The transcript is spliced from 3 exons. Bases 1 to 3756 code for a protein of 1251 amino acids.
AUGGCGGAAAACGUAUCUCCUGAACUCAUGCAAGCUCUGACUCAGAUGAUUGUUAGUGCGCUCAAGACAUCCGUCGGUCAUGCUUCCGCGGAAUUCCAGAUGCCUCAAGACGGUACCGAGGCUGGCACAUUAAUUCAACCAAAACCACCUACAUUUUUUAUGACCGAAUAUCGCUCGUCGGAAGAGACUUCGGUUGCUGACUACUUCAAGCGCUUCGAGUGGGCGUUGAAGUUGAGCAAAAUUCCAGAAGGGCAGUAUGCGAAUUACGCCCGAGUUCACAUGGGUGCGGAGCUGAACAACGCCAUCAAAUUCCUGGUAAGCCCUCGUGACCCUGAAGACGUUCAAUUCACUGAACUACGUACGAUAUUGGUAAACCAUUUUGACCAAGCUAAAAAUAAAUACGUUGAGAGCGUGAAAUUCAGACAAAUCGUUCAGCAAAAAGGCGAAUCUAUCGCAAAUUUCGCACUACGUUUAAAACAAGGCGCUGCGCAUUGUGAAUACGACACAUUUCUGGACAGAAUGUUGAUUGAACAACUUCUCCACGGACUGGAAUCACGAGAUAUGUGCGACGAAAUUAUCGCUAAGAAACCGACUACAUUCAGUGCGGCAUACGAGAUCGCGCAUUCACUCGAGGCAACCCGGAACACGGCAAGUGAAAUUAGGACCUCCGAACCGGCAACCGCUCCUGAAAUGACAAACAAACUGGGUUAUGAAAUGCCGAAAACGAAAAAAAGCGGACAGUUUCGACAUCGAACAUCACCACUGGACAACGGACAACUUCAAGGUUCGUGUAAUGGUUGCGGAGGACAACAUCUGAGAAGCCAAUGUCGAUUCCGCGAAGCAAAAUGCUUCAAAUGUGACAAGACCGGUCAUAUAUCUAAGGUAUGCAGGACAAAGAGGUCUACACCGCAGGAUUCCUCCACCAAUCAGGUUCAAUCGGAAAUGCCAUCUGCUCAAGUUGAUUCCCUACAACUAUUAAGUCAAAUUCACGAAAUUGCCUCUCCAGGAGACACAGACACUCUCUUGGGACGGGAAUGGAUUUCGCACUUCUCCCACGAAAUAAAUUUAAAUCGACUCUUCUCUUCAACCAAUCCGGUUAAUUCGCUGACUUCUGAACCGCAGAUAACCCCAGAACAGAAUGCACGUCUCAACCAGCUUCUGACAAGUUUCAAAGACAUCUUCAGUGACGUCCCGGGUAAAUUUAUUGGUCCGCCGGCGACGGUGCAUUUGAAACCUGGAGCAUCUCCAAUCUUUGCCAAGGCACACGAUGUUCCAUUAGCGCUGCGGGACCAAUAUGCUAAAGAAAUCGAUGCAAAAAUCGCAUCGGGAUUCUAUGAAAAGGUUGAUUACUCGGAAUGGGCUUCACCUACUCAUAUUGUUGUUAAAAAGAAUGGAAAAUUACGUAUCACUGGUAAUUACAAACCGACAGUUAACCCGAGAAUGAUCAUUGACGAACACCCAAUACCGAAGAUCGAACAUCUUUUUAAUAAAAUGAGAGGAGCUACGCUCUUUUGCCACCUCGAUAUCACGGAUGCAUACACGCAUCUUCCCAUCGAUGAAAACUUCCGAAAUGUCCUUACACUGAAUACUCCAACGCACGGACUGGUUCGACCAACGAGGGCGGUUUACGGAGCUUCCAACAUCCCGGCAAUCUGGCAGAAACACAUGGAAAUCAUUCUUAAAGGCUUGUCGGGUGUCAUCAAUUUUUUCGACGAUAUAAUUAUUUCCGCUAACGGAUUCGACGAGUUGUUAUCAAGACUCUCGGCAACGCUGGACCGUUUGAGGACCCACGGUGUACGACUUAAUCGGACAAAAUGUGUCUUCGCCACUCCGACCUUGGAAUGCUUGGGACACAAAAUAGACGGUCAUGGUUUACAUAAAUCGGACAAACACAUCGAAGCCAUUCGUGAUGCACCUCAGCCAGCAACCCCGGAGCAAUUGCAGUUGUUUUUAGGAAAAGCUUCGUACUAUAGCGCGUACAUUCCUAAUCUCUCCGAUAGAACGCGCCCAUUGCGAGACAUGCUACAUACAGAUCCAUUUAAAUGGACACCGAAUGCAGAGAAGGCAUAUCAGGACAUCAAAAAAACCUUGAUUUCACCUCAAGUAUUGAUGCAAUACGACCCAUCUCUUCCGUUGAUCCUAGCCACAGAUGCGAGCAAAACAGGCUUAGGAGCAGUUCUCUCACAUCGACUUGGAAAUGGACAGGAACGACCGAUUGCAUACGCCAGCCGUACCAUGUCCACCACUGAACAACGAUAUCCCCAGAUCGAUAAAGAAGCUCUCGCCAUUGUUUGGGCAGUGAAAAAGUUUUUCUAUUAUCUAUACGCUCGUAAAUUUAUUUUAAUUACAGACCACAAGCCGUUAACACAAAUUCUGCAUCCUGAGAAGUCCCUUCCAACGCUCUGUAUUAGCCGUAUGGCAAACUACGCAGAUUAUCUGGCCCACUUCAAUUUCGACGUCGUCUUCAGACCUACAAACCAGAAUAUAAAUGCCGAUUACUGCUCCCGGAUACCGUAUCCAUCAACGCGGAACGAAGUCAACAAACUGUCCCUUCACGGGGGAAGAGAUGGUAAUGAAGAAGAUGGAAUUGACCGAUUUGCCCUACACCAAAUCCAACAGCUGCCAAUUCGCGCGGAACAUAUAGCGAGAGAGACACGCAAAGACUUUCAUCUCGGCAAAAUAGUGCGGGAGUUGGAAACAGGUCGCAAUCUCGCACGUAUUGGCUACAAGGCCCCGGAAGCGAACUACACACUCGCCGCCAACUGCUUACUCUUUGAGCACAGAGUAGUUAUACCUCCGUUAUUGAGACAGUCAAUCUUGGAUGAUCUACACGCAGCUCACAUCGGUAUAGUAAAAAUGAAGGGCCUAGCGCGAUCCUUUAUCUACUGGCCAGGCAUAGACUCGGACAUCGAACGGACUGCAAAAUCAUGUGUGGAAUGUGCACGCCAUGCACAUGCCCCGCCAAAGUUCAGCGAUCAUCACUGGGAGUAUCCAAAGGGGCCGUGGGAGCGAGUACAUAUUGAUUAUGCAGGUCCAGUCGCAGGUGCGAUGCUGCUCGUCAUCGUCGACGCGUACAGCAAGUGGCUGGAAGUUAAAGUCACCAAUUCAUCGACUACAGGCGCUACGAUUCAAAUUCUGGAUGAGCUAUUCGCUACGUACGGAGUGCCGACAACCAUCGUUUCAGAUAAUGGUACACAAUUCACUGCUGCCGAAUUUAAGUGUUUUCUACAAAAAAGCGGAGUGACAUUUCACAAGCUUUCAGCGCCAUACCACCCUGCUACAAAUGGUCAGGCAGAACGUUACGUCCAAACGGUGAAAGAUGCCUUGAGAGCGAUGUCAACUACAAGAAAUUCACUACAAACGAAUUUGAACGAAUUUUUACGGCAGUACCGUAAAGCGCCCCACACGACCACCGGAGAAUCACCAUCCAAGUUGUUCCUAGGACGCAAUCUGCGCACUCGCCUCGACCUGGUGAAACCACAAGAUACUAUAAUGGAAAACAUUUCAAACGCCAUGUCGACCAAAUUCGACCCUGUCAUCAAAACGAGGUACGCCAUUCGCAGGACCAACAUCGAGACACCACAUCUCGUCAUAUACAUUUUUACGGAGGAAACUCCACACCCCAAACAACACCGUCAAGUCCUGGAGCAAGAGACAUCCCCGCAUCCCCUUCAACUGCCACAUCAAGUCCUGGAGCAAGAGACACCCCCGCAUUCCCUUCAACUGCCUCAGCAUCCCCGGAACCAGAGUUUAUAA